This is a messenger RNA of Rana temporaria (common frog), 2475 nucleotides long. RefSeq names its product IKAROS family zinc finger 5 (gene IKZF5). Gene Ontology annotation, molecular function: RNA polymerase II cis-regulatory region sequence-specific DNA binding; DNA-binding transcription factor activity. Lineage: Eukaryota; Metazoa; Chordata; Amphibia; Anura; Ranidae. The record is from RefSeq and is a predicted model, not a curated record. The transcript has 5 exons. Gene Ontology annotation, biological process: regulation of transcription by RNA polymerase II. The coding region runs from base 53 to 1678 and encodes 541 amino acids.
GGAACUCACGCGAUAGUUUGAUAUUUCCCAGCAGGCCCCGCAGCACAGGGACAUGGAGACGCACUGUUACCGUCACGGGGGCGGGGCCCGCUCUGCGCCUGCGUGCCGAGGUCUGGUUCGGGGCCCCGAGAAGAGCGGAGAUCUGCGGGGACGGGGCGGAGAGACCCGUGGGCUGCUUCCCUCGGAGGGGUGGUGGCGGAAUGGUGAGCCGACCUGGAAGAGGCUCCCGCUGACGAAUUUUUUUUACAAUGAUUCAAAAUCUAGCCUGCGUGUAAGGAGUACCCAAGAUGGAAGCUGGCAUCCCAUUUCUUUAAUUACAGCUAGGCAGGGGCUCUGCAGGGGGACACAGAGAUCGAAUAUGGGUGAGAAAAAGCCAGAGGCGCUGGACUUUGUUAAAGAUUUCCAGGAGUAUCUCACACAGCAGACGCAUCACGUCAACAUGAUAUCGGGCUCUGUGAGUGGAGAGAAGGAGUCCGACACCCUGCCAGGAGGGCCACAAAACCUCGAUGUGCUCACCGUUAACUCUCCGUGCCUUGCUCUACCGGCAGCUGGGACAGACAGUGAUCAGAACGGCCUGGACCACCCGUCAGUGGAGGUGUCGCUGGAUGACAGCGCGGGGAUGCUGGUUGAUGGCUUUGAGCGGACAUAUGAUGGGAAACUAAAAUGCCGUUACUGUAACUAUGCCAGCAAAGGCACAGCUCGUCUCAUAGAACAUAUUCGCAUACACACAGGUGAGAAGCCACAUCGCUGCCACCUGUGUCCCUUUGCAUCUGCCUAUGAGCGCCAUCUAGAAGCUCACAUGCGCUCUCACACCGGGGAGAAACCUUACAAGUGCGAGUUGUGUUCUUUCCGCUGCAGCGACCGCAGCAACCUCUCCCAUCACCGGCGCCGCAAGCACAAGAUGCUCCCUAUUAAAGGCACACGUCCGUCUCUCGGCAACAAGAAAAUGUGGGGGGUCCUUCAGAAGAAGGUCAGCAGCUUGGGGGGUUACAGUCGCAGAAUGCUAAUCAACCUGAGUCCACCGUCCAUGGUGGUGCACAAGCCUGACUAUUUGAGCGACUUCUCUCAUGAGAUCCCCAACAUUCAGAGUGACGCCUACGAGAGUCUAGCUAAGACUUCUCAUUCAGGAGGACUGUCUAGGGACUCACAGGAGCUCAUGGUGGACAAUCCUUUAAAUCAGCUGUCUACGUUAGCCGGACAGCUUUCCAGCUUGCCACCAGACACUCAGAACCCCGCCUCUCCCGAUACAGGUCCUUGCCCGGACGAGAAACCCUUUAUGAUCCAUCAACCUCCAGCACCAGCCUGCGCUUCUGCAGUAUCUACCAGUGUUCCUCAGAGCUCCUCACCAGCCAGCCCAGAAGGCCGUGGCACCCACAAUCACAGGAACUGUAGCCCCAUGGCCGGGCCAAGUAGCGAUCGUAGCGGGCGAACCAGCACCCCCAGCAUCAGCAACAGUCAGCCCAGUACACCCGCUCCUGCUCUUCCUGUUCAGGAUCCUCAACUUCUUCAUCACUGCCAGCACUGUGACAUGUACUUUGCAGACAAUAUACUUUACACGAUACACAUGGGUUGCCACGGGUUCGAAAAUCCUUUCCAAUGCAACAUAUGUGGCUGCAAGUGCAAAAACAAGUAUGACUUUGCUUGUCACUUUGCCCGAGGCCAGCACAGCCAAAACUGACUCCUAGUGGCCUUUCUUUUUUUUUUUUUAAUCCCGAAAUUAUUCUUUUAAUCUCCUCGGGGGGACAGUCUGUUACUACAGUGCCUGUUAUUUGAGGAAAAUACAAAUUAGGAUGUAAAUAUCCGUGUGUGUGCGUUUUAUGUAUUUUUGUGAUGACAUGCUAUGACGUCUUCUGUCAGGGAGGCCAAGAUUUCUAAUAUCGCAGUAUUGGGAGGAAGUAGGAAUGAAAUGGUUAAAAAAAAAAGGUGCAAGUGAAGAAUGCUGUAAGCAGAAGGCACCUCUAAAAAACACGGACUCUUCCCCUGGAUGGGCAUGGUAUUUGUGCGCUGGAUACGGCACCUAAUGUUUAGAUGCCUUCCAGUUUUCUUGUUGUCCCAAAAGCCACUUUGUCGUAGAGAGCAUCGGGAGGCCGAACGUUCUUCGUUUUAUUUGUGAACAUCAUGAGGAAUAUUGAUCGUUGUUGCUGGAAGCGUUCAUGAAUGUUGUAGAACGGAGUGCCAUGCUCUCGUUUUUAAUGGUUUGUCCUAGGGAAUAAUACAAUUUAUUUAAUAGCGGUAUCUUCCCCUGUUGGAUGUAAUUGGGGAAUUGAAGGAAAAAAAUGUAUGUUUAAUAAUUAUGGUAAAUUUCAGCUUCAAGUGUUUUAUUUUUUUAAUUUAUCCUCACACGUUGCUAAGUAUGUUUGUGUAGGUAUCUUCACAGUGUGUUCUGUGUUUUUCCAAAGACUGAAACUUCUCCGUAAACCAUCCUGUUUUUAAUAAAUGUUUUGUCCACCAUCACCACUGAUGGACUGAUCUCUA